This is a messenger RNA of Theileria parva strain Muguga, 460 nucleotides long. Its product is annotated as Phosphopantetheine attachment site family protein. NCBI's taxonomy places the organism in Eukaryota, Apicomplexa, Aconoidasida, Piroplasmida, Theileriidae. The record is from RefSeq and is a predicted model, not a curated record. Gene Ontology annotation, biological process: fatty acid biosynthetic process; lipid A biosynthetic process. Gene Ontology annotation, cellular component: cytosol. The transcript is spliced from 3 exons. The coding region runs from base 35 to 460 and encodes 141 amino acids. Gene Ontology annotation, molecular function: acyl binding; acyl carrier activity.
UUUAAAUUGUUAUAAAUUAAAAUGAAAAUUUAUAAUGAUAAAUAACCCUAUAAAAUAUCUGUUUCAUGUAGUUAUUUUCUUGUUUUUGAUACCCGGGAUCAAUUCUUUUGUAUUAAGUGGUAAAACUUUUCAUAUAUCACCAAUUUAUCGCAUAAAUAAAAGUAAAUUUACACUUUUGUCCGGUUCUGAUACCCUAAACACCGUUACGGAGCUAGUAGCACAGAGGUUUGACAAGAAAAAAGAAGAAAUUGACCCAAAUUCGGAUUUCUACAAGGAGUUUGGGGCGGAUACGCUGGAUAAAGUGGAGCUGUUGAUUCUGUUGGAGGACGAAUUCGAUUUGAACAUACCAGAUAACCACUUUAGGACACUUAAGUCAAUUAAGGAAAUUUCUAGGUACAUUGACGGAAAACUACAGUUGAAAGAUCGUAUAAAUUUAACCAGUCCAGAGUUAAAUAACUGA